Strongylocentrotus purpuratus (purple sea urchin) is the source of this 1754-nucleotide messenger RNA. Its product is annotated as putative ferric-chelate reductase 1. The record is from RefSeq and is a predicted model, not a curated record. Bases 139 to 1482 code for a protein of 447 amino acids. Gene Ontology annotation, molecular function: oxidoreductase activity, acting on metal ions. NCBI's taxonomy places the organism in Eukaryota, Metazoa, Echinodermata, Echinoidea, Camarodonta, Strongylocentrotidae. The transcript is spliced from 13 exons.
GCAUCACUGCAGCUGCACUGCCUUCAGUUCUUCUUGUAACAGACAUAAUCAUAGUUCUGUGAAUUGAAGCGAAGUCUUUGACGUUAUCAUACUAUUCGGACACACGUCUGGGCAUACUACCAGGAAUCAGAGACAGCCAUGAUGAAUAUUUGGAUGGUAACAGCUGUCCUACUUCUGUCUUCAACCUAUCUUGUGACAGGACAAUUUCAAGGGGACCCCUACAGUAAUGACGGGUGCGGUGAAACCAGGGGGUGUUUUGACUGUCGAGAUAAUCUUGCAACGUGUGAAGUAAACGUCGCAUGGGAGCCCAACCCACAGGAGGGUGUGGUCAAAUUCACGCUGUGGGGAACCAAGGUGGCAGCCCAAGCCCAUGUAUCAGUAGGAAUAACACCCACUGGAAAUAUGGCCAGUGCUGAUGUGUAUUCAUGCAUCAGUGAUGACACUGGAUUGGUUAUGGGGAGAUCUUGGAAUCCCGAUGCUGGCAGGACUACCUCAGCAAGACCACUAAAAGGAGUGUCUGGUGAAGAGGUCAGCGUGGUGGAAGACAUGAUCCGUUGUCAGUUCAACCGUAUGAUGUCAUUGGAUGAUGGAGAUGAUGAGUUCUUUGAUAUCAAUAAUAUCAGCUACUUCCUCAUUCUAUCAGCGGGUACCGCAGCCGGAGGGGCAGGUCAAGGACACACUGGCGGGUCAAACAGAGGGUUUUCUGCAUCGGUCGACCUCACUCAGACCUUUUCAGUAGGAGCAGGAGAAUCGAGUGCCUACCUGAUGAAAUUACAUGGCUGCCUGAUGAUCAUAGCUUGGAUAUGUCUAGCUAGUGUAGGUCUCACCAUGGCACGAUUCUUCAAACCAAUGUGGCCUGACUCCAAACUCUGUGAUGUUAAAAUUUGGUUUGCUGUACAUCGAGCAUGUAUGGUUUUAGCAUUGUUACUGUUUGUAAUCGGUUUCAUCGUAAUAUUUGUCCAUGUGGGAGGAUUCUUGGAACUUGGCGAUGGUAGAGAGAGCCAUCGACGCUUCACCCAUGCUGUACUAGGAGUGAUUGUAACAGCUCUUGGUGUCAUCAAUCCUAUCAUGGCUAUCUUUAGACCCCACCCUGGUUCCCCCGAACGAUCCAUCUUCAACUGGGCUCACUGGGCUGUGGGAACCAGCGCAUUGAUCUUAUCAUUCGUGACGAUAGGUCUAGCCCUGGUGCCUAUCGCAGGAAUAAACAUACUGCCUAACCUUCAGGGCUAUACUUUCUGGGUUCUCAUCGGGUUCUGUGUGUUCAUGUUUGCCAUGUGGGUUAUCUUUGAAGUAGUCCGAUGUUCGACAGACAGUGAAGGUCGCACUAAUGAUAUCCCUCUGAGUGACAAAAAUGAUACUGUGCAAGCAGCUGAUGAUACAGGCCCAUCGGGUUCAAUGCUGAAGACCAUUCUCCUGUUCAUCUUCUCGCUCGGCGCUGUGUUUUCCACUGCUUUCCUCAUCAUCACCAUCGCCAUUGCCUGAAGGUCUGAGAGGCUAUCACCACAACCAGCCUCAAAAACUAUCCACAGUUCUCUUUUUUAUAUAUACUACACUGUAGUUUACAGUUCUGUGGGAGUAAUUACUAAUUACAGUUAUUUACAGCCAAUUAACAUGCAAGACAUUUUAAAUACAGUAUAUACUCGUUUUUAAGUAGCACAUCACCAGCUACUAAGCAGAUUCCCAAUGAUAUUGUAUUCACUAUUGUACGCAUAACUAUAUUUAAAAAAAAACCUAGAUAUGCUUAUAUAUAAUAA